This is a messenger RNA of Teleopsis dalmanni, 1277 nucleotides long. Its product is annotated as ras-related protein Rab-26-like. Bases 44 to 1240 code for a protein of 398 amino acids. Lineage: Eukaryota; Metazoa; Arthropoda; Insecta; Diptera; Diopsidae. The record is from RefSeq and is a predicted model, not a curated record. Gene Ontology annotation, molecular function: GTPase activity; GTP binding. Gene Ontology annotation, cellular component: endosome; Golgi apparatus. The transcript is spliced from 6 exons.
UCGCUCCAGUUCCGUAGCGGGCACAGCAUUUAGUUUAAAUGCCAUGAAUGCUGCAACCACCAAUGCUGCUGCUAAUCUAAAUGGUAGAGUAUCGAACUCAUCCUCACCAAACCCAACAGAGAGCACUGAUUAUUAUAAUACCCGUCGAGAAUCACUUAUAAAACCCACUUGGCAACACAUCACGCCUGGACAAAUACCACCAAAAACUUUGGAUAAAAUAAAUGGCAUCACAUCCGAUGAUUCUGAUGAUGAUGACUUUCCGAAACGUCCCAGUAUUGUGAUGCAUUACUAUACCAAUAACAAUAACAAUAGCCAAUUGCAUUUGGGCAACAAUAGUAAUAGUGGUGGGCUAUUGGCACGUAAGGAGUCUAUAGCUUUUAAUGCGCGUUGUGCAACUGAUUUGCUUGCUCAUAAAGAUACAUCGACCGUAACAAAAUUGUUCAGUGGCAGUAGUGGAAGUGGCAAUGCUACUGGGACUGCUGUAGCUGGUAACAGCAGUAAAGUUAGUGAUGUGGAUACUACUACUGCUAUUGAUGAUGGAAAUGGUGGCGUUAAUCUAUGUAAAAAUGCUGGACGUGCGCUUAUGCGUAUGAUAACGAACCAGGCCACAAGUAGUGUUGAUGAAGAUGACUAUGACGUUUUGGGGAAGGUGAUUAUGCUUGGUGACUCUGGAGUUGGAAAGACUUGCCUGUUGAUCAGAUUUCGCGACGGCAAAUACAUGCCAAACUAUUAUAUUACAACAGUUGGCAUUGACUUUAGGAAUAAAGUGGUAGUUGUGGAUAAUACACGAGUGAAGUUACAAAUAUGGGAUACAGCCGGACAGGAACGUUUUCGUAGUGUCACCCAUGCAUACUACAGAGAUGCACAUGCUCUGCUGCUUCUCUAUGAUGUUACGAAUAAGACAACCUAUGACAACAUACGAGCCUGGUUGGGUGAAAUUCGAGAAUAUGCUCAAGAUGACGUCGUCAUUGUGCUAAUUGGCAACAAAGCGGAUUGCAGCAACAGUGAACGGCAGGUGAAGCGUGAAGAUGGUGAAAGAUUGGCCCGGGAGCAUAAUGUACCCUUUAUGGAGACGUCAGCAAAAACGGGUCUAAAUGUGGAAUUGGCAUUUGCGGCGGUUGCCAGGCAACUUAAAAGCCGUGGCAAUGACAAUGGCGAUGAUGGAAAAUUCAAUGUGCAUGAUUUUGUACGAGACAAUACCAGAGCUCGUACCAUUUGCGCUCAGUGCAAGUCAAUGUAAUUUACUUAUUUUUUUAAUUUUUUUUUUUUGUAACAUC